Candidula unifasciata is the source of this 1009-nucleotide messenger RNA. Lineage: Eukaryota; Metazoa; Mollusca; Gastropoda; Stylommatophora; Geomitridae. The record is from the annotation of a GenBank genome assembly.
AAAGUCGUGCCAAACACUGUCUACAGAGGUCCAGAUGUUCCAGAACUGUCUCAGUCGAAUUGAAGGAUCGCGUGACCCUCAACAGAGGCUAUCGUUGCAAAUGGGCGGCAAAGGAAAAGCUGAGGCUUCCGCAUUUCACAGAAAAUCGAGGGCCUCUAAAUUCACCGACGAGAAGAGUCUAGGGCUGCGGGCUGCCCAGAAAUUUGAAAUCGUUAAUAAGGAAAUUGAGGAGCUGACUGAAGCAAGUCGUAAUUUCAUCAGGGAAUGUGAGAACACUGUUGACAGUUAUCAGGCAACAAUCACAGAAGCUGAUACUUGCCUACAAGCCAUUAAAAAGGAUUUUGCAGAUUUCGACACAGACAUAAUCAAAGGGGGCGUUAAUCCGUUUUCACAUGCAAUCAAGGCUGAGAAAUGCGUCAGAUAUUUGGAGAAUAAAUUGAAAAACCUUGAUUCCACGAGGAAAAAACUGAUACUGAAGUACAACAGUGUCAAAACUCAGGAAAAGAAAGUCGUACUUCAGCUUGAGCAGAAAGAACAAAUCGGUGACGUACUACAUGGGGUUGACUUCGACCAGCUAAGAAUCAUUAAUCAGCAAUACAAGCAAACAUUUUCCGAGAGGACCAGGGACUUACUAAAGCUGAAACUGAUGACAGGAAACGCACAGAAAGCCCUUAACUUGCACAAGAGAACGCUCCAAGAUUUGAACAAAGAAUCUGAAAGGAUUCAGAACGAUAUUACAGUGCGCGUCGACUUCAUGAAAAGAGUUGAUGCAGAGGCAAAGGCUGUCCAGUCGGAGAUAUCCCAGGCUGAAAAGAACAACCACAAUCUUCGAACAAACAUGAGCAAAUACCAUGCUCCAACGAUCAUGGAGUAUGUGCUGGCAAACACGGACGCCCUCAGCCUACAGAGUGAGCUGAAGACUUGGGAGAGGAGAGUCAGAAUGUCAGAGAUAGCACUUGGAAACUACCUCAGAACUUGGGAGCGAAUGGCUAGAAUUCUUAAAAAUUAG